Messenger RNA from Andrographis paniculata, 1459 nucleotides. Its product is annotated as heat stress transcription factor C-1-like. Gene Ontology annotation, cellular component: nucleus. Gene Ontology annotation, molecular function: DNA-binding transcription factor activity; RNA polymerase II cis-regulatory region sequence-specific DNA binding. Gene Ontology annotation, biological process: regulation of transcription by RNA polymerase II. The transcript is spliced from 3 exons. The record is from RefSeq and is a predicted model, not a curated record. Bases 271 to 1293 code for a protein of 340 amino acids. Lineage: Eukaryota; Viridiplantae; Streptophyta; Magnoliopsida; Lamiales; Acanthaceae.
CACGUCGCAGCGCAGAGACACUUUUCCCAAACCUGGACCAUUUCAGCCAAGCAAUUGGAGAACACUCGCAGGAGGAAGGAAGAACAUCAUCCACCCAUCAUCUUCCCCAAAAUUCACAAAUUAAGCUCAAUUCAAUUCAAUUCGAUCCUGCAGGCGCCAGCAAAAUAUCAAGCCAGCAAAAGGCGAGGGAGAGGAGUUGUAGGACCGCCAUGAAAUAUCAAGCCUCGUCUGUAGAAGCUCCACGUUACUACAUCUCGCACUGGUUUCGAGAUGAUGCAGGCGAUUGUUCAUGGUGGAGUGGCGGAGGGGAAUAAUGGCGGAGGGAAUUUAAUCGCGCCUUUCGUGAUGAAAACUUACCAAAUGGUUACCGAUCCUUCGACCGACGUCCUGAUUGCUUGGAGCGCAGGCAACAACAGCUUCAUAGUUAUGGAGCCUCUGGUUUUCUCGCAGAGGAUUUUGCCUGUUUACUUCAAGCACAACAACUUCUCCAGCUUUGUGCGUCAGCUCAAUACUUAUGGGUUCCGAAAAGUCGAUCCAGACAGGUGGGAGUUCGCGAACGAGUGGUUUCUCCGUGGACAAAUGCACCUAUUACCCAACAUCGUGCGACGAAAGCAACACUCGAGCAGAGGCAACAACGCGUUGACCCGGGACGGCAACGACGAGCGAGACGACGAUGACGAGCUUUUGGCGGAGAUCGCGAAACUAAAGCGCGAGCAGAAGGGAUUAGAACAAGAGCUCGAGAGCAUGAACCGCCGACUCGAGGCCACUGAGAGACGGCCACAACAAAUGAUGUCGUUCCUCUACAAGGUUGUCCGCGACCCCGAGAUUCUGCCGCGAAUGAUGCUCGAUAACGACGAAACACGGCAGAGGAUUCCCGUCAAAAACGUCGACAAGCGGAGAAAGAUCGCGAUCCCCGUUGCCACGUCGAGUUCUUCGUCGGGAAUGGCUCUGUCGGGUUCAUCGGGGAAGAGCGAGGAUGAUCGAGAAUGCAACCCGGUUACGCCGAUCUCGUCCCCGACGGUAAAGGUCGACGACGAUCGGGGCUAUCGCCGAUCUUCCGGGUCGCCGGAUGGAUUUGUCGGUCGGGAAAUUCGUAAUUAUGGUUAUGUCGCGGCGCUCGACUCGCCGGAGCUCAGCCACGCCGGAAAUGGUUAUCCCGGUAAUCUCACUCUCCGGCGCAAUGCCGCUGGUGGUGUCAACGGAAAGUAUUUGGAAGGCGCGGCGGCGACGGAAGAGCGCGACAGCCCGCCGGCGCCGGCGUAUCCGUUUUCCCUUCUAGGUGGUGGAUUUUAACUAUUAAUAUAUAUAUAUAUAUUUAUAUGCAUAUACAAGAAUACAUAUAGAUAUUGAUAUAUGGUCCUAUGGACGUGUAUGUAUAUGACAUUGUUUAUUUUAGUGUGAUUAUAUUAUUAUUAUUAUUAGAGUAUAUUGUAUAUUACUCCGUGUGUUUUAUUAUAAA